Pestalotiopsis fici W106-1 is the source of this 2385-nucleotide messenger RNA. RefSeq lists its product as uncharacterized. The record is from RefSeq and is a predicted model, not a curated record. Gene Ontology annotation, molecular function: oxidoreductase activity, acting on CH-OH group of donors; flavin adenine dinucleotide binding. Bases 1 to 2385 code for a protein of 794 amino acids. The transcript has 10 exons. Lineage: Eukaryota; Fungi; Ascomycota; Sordariomycetes; Amphisphaeriales; Sporocadaceae.
AUGAAGGGGCUUGCUCGUGUUGCGUCCGCGUUUGUCGCAGCUGCUGCGUCUAUUCAAUCAUGCCUUGCCCAGACGGCAUACACUGAUUCCAAGACGGGGAUCAAGUUCUCUACGUGGACACAAAAGGGUGGCUAUACAUAUGGUAUUGCGCUUCCAGGUGAUGCUCUGACAAAGGAUGCUACCGAGUAUAUUGGCCUUCUGAGAUGCACGGCCGGAUGGUGCGGUCUAUCCCAUGGAGAAUCGGGGCAGAUGACGGGAGCCUUGUUGCUCGUGGCGUGGCCAUAUCAGGACCAAGUCGUCACAUCCUUUCGAUAUGCAACCGGCUACAACUUGCCUACAGUCUAUUCUGGCGAUGCGAAGCUGACACAGAUCUCCUCCUCCGUCAACGGUACCUCUUUCGAGAUUAUUUACCGAUGCGAGAACUGCUACUCGUGGAAUCAAAACGGUGCGACGGGAUCAGUUUCCAGCAGCAGCGGAUCAUUUGUCCUCGGGUAUGCCCAGGCGCAAGCUGCCGUCGCGAAUCCUAGCUGCCCGGACUCUACCUUUAACCAGCAUGAUGCAUUUGGACAGUAUGGGGGUCAGCUCAGCGGUGCCGCAAACUCGGCCUACGCAUCGUGGGCCGCCCUCGCCACCAAGACCACGAAUGGUGCCUGCGGUAGUGCAACGACAACGACAACGACUACAACGCAACCAACAACACCGCCGACCACUACUUCCGUCCCAACUGCCACGCCUACUUGUGUAGCGCCAUCGUCGGAUACAUAUGACUAUGUUGUCGUAGGUGCCGGCGCCGGAGGCAUCCCUAUUGCGGAUCGACUGAGCGACGCUGGCCACAAGGUCCUCCUCAUCGAAAAGGGCCCGCCAUCUUCAGGUCGUUACAAUGGGACCAUGAAGCCAGGAUGGCUACAAGGCACCAAUUUGACACGAUUUGAUGUUCCCGGACUUUGCAAUCAGAUCUGGGUUGACUCGGCUGGAGUUGCUUGCACUGAUACAGACCAGAUGGCUGGCUGCGUCCUGGGAGGUGGCACUGCUGUCAAUGCUGGACUCUGGUGGAAGCCAAACCCUCUCGACUGGGACGAGAAUUUUCCAGCAGGAUGGCACCACAGCGACGUCAAAUUCGCAGAGGACCGCGCGUUUGCUCGCAUCCCGGGAACCGACAACCCCUCGGCAGAUGGUGUCCUCUACCAGCGCCAGGGCUUCGACGUCCUCUCCGCCGGAUUCAAGCAAGCUGGGUGGAAGGAGGUCAAGCCGAACCAGCAGCCCACGGAGAAGAACCACACGUACGGCCGCACCACGUACAUGUUUGACCAUGGCGAACGAGGCGGACCGCUGGCCACAUAUCUGCAGACUGCGCUCAAGCGGCCAAACUUUGGACUCUACAUGAACACUGCAGUCAAGAGGGUAAUUCGAAACGGUACUCACGCUUCUGGCGUGGAACUCGAGUGCAACGGCGAUGGUGGAUUUGCUGGGACUAUCAACUUGACGCCCAAGACAGGGCGAGUCAUUCUAGCAGCUGGAACCUUUGGCUCAGCUAAACUAUUGCUUCGAAGUGGUAUCGGCCCUGCUGAUCAGCUGGCUAUCGUGGCCAACUCAACCGACGGUCCGACAAUGAUUGCAAAGGACUCGUGGAUCAACUUGCCUGUUGGAUCCAACCUGAUAGAUCAUCUCAACACUGAUGUCUACGUGACCCAUCCCGACGUUGUAUUCUACGACUUUUAUGAGGCGUGGACCACUCCCAACCCGUCAGACAAGGAUCGCUACCUAACCAACCGGACGGGUAUCUUUACCCAAUCUGCACCCAACAUUGGACCAAUGUUCUGGGACCAAGUCACAUCCUCUGAUGGAGGAGUCCGCCAGAUGCAAUAUACAGCUCGCGUUGAGGGUGCAGACAAGACAGACUCGAACAACACCAUGAUCAUGAGCCAGUAUCUAGGCCGAGGUUCCACAUCACGAGGCCGCAUGGCCAUUACUGCGCAGCUCAGCACCGUCGUGGCCGAGCACCCGUUCCUGCGCACGCCCGGCGACAAGGAGGCCGUGCUCAAGAGUCUCGAUAACCUGCGGGCUGCGCUCAGCCCGGUCAAGAAUCUUACGUGGGCGUUGCCCCUCGCGAACCAGACCACGGCCGAUUACGUCGAUUCUCUAGUGGUCACUGCCAAUGCGAGAAGGUCCAAUCACUGGAUGGGUACGGCCAAGAUGGGACUCGACGACGGCCGGGUCAAGAAUGGAACGGCCGUGGUCGACCUCAACACCAAGGUUUACGGAACGGACAACAUCUUUGUGGUGGACGCGUCCAUUUUCCCGGGCAUGUCUACGGGCAAUCCAUCGGCCAUGAUUGUGGCUGCUUCAGAGUACGCCGCCGAGAGGAUACUGAAAUUGAAGGCUUGA